ACUGCGCCGCUUCCUGCACUGCCAAGGCGCUGCCCUUGUCGUGUCCGAGUAGACGCAAACGAAUAGUUAGUCUCUACGCGAGUGGACUGUGAAGUUUAGUUAAAUUAAUUUAACGGACCAUUCCAAUUAAUUGGACUAUACUCUUCUGUUUCGAAGAACUAUUCGGCUUAUUCUAAGAUGGGCGUCGAAAAUGAUACACAUUUGGCAAUACCAACGCGUAUGUUUGGUGUCCGACAUGUUGUUGUGUCGCUGCUCUUCCUCGCCACCGUUGUCUCGUACGCCACACGUGUCAGUAUGAGCGUCACUAUUCUUGCCAUGACAAAAGAAAAUAACUACGGAUAUCAGGUGUUCGAUUGGAAUAAAACAAUUCAAGAUACGAUUCUAUCUUCCUUUUUUUGGGGCUACAUAGUUCUACAGAUUCCAGCAGGUGUAUUUGCUGGUCGUUUCGGUGGCAAGAUGCUGAUACUUGUGUCUAUGAUAGUGACCGGCUUGAUUAACUUGAUUGUACCGAUCUCCGCAGUGAAGGGAGAUUGGAUGGCAGUCUGCGGUUGUAGGAUAGGUAUGGGUCUUUUCCAAGGAAUAUUGUAUCCAAGUCUUCAUGGACUUCUGGGACAAUGGGCUCCGAUUACAGAGCGAAGUCGUAUGGGCACCUUCGUAUAUUCUGGAUCACAAUUGGGAACCGUUAUCGAGAUGAUGUUGGCUGGUGUUUUGUCGGAUAGUAAGUUUGGUUGGCCGUCUGUUUAUUACGUUGCUGGCAUUACCUGCAUUUUAUGGUCAGUUCUGUGGAUCAUAUUCGGAGCUUCUAACCCCGCUGAAAGCAAAUGGAUAUCUAAAGAGGAACGGAAGUAUAUUGAAAGCAACGCAGGAUCCUCUAACGCUAACGAAAAUAAAAAAAUUCCAGUACCAUGGAAAAGUAUUUUAACUUCAUUGCCGUUUUGGUCAAUUUUACUAUCUCAUUGUGGCCAAAGCCUCGGCUUUUGGACACUGCUAACAGAAAUGCCGUCUUAUAUGGAUAAAGUUCUCGGAGUAAAUAUAAAAAGUACUGGUUACCUUUCGGCGUUACCCUACGUGGCCAUGUAUAUCCUCAGCUUUGUAUUCAGUUGGAUUGCCGAAUAUCUGGUCAACAAUAACGUCACCUCUCUCUCUUCCACGCGGAAGAUCUUCAAUACGAUCGCAUUUUGGGGUCCAGCCGCUUCACUGCUGGCUCUAUGCUACAUUCCCGCGGGCCACCUCACACUUGCUGUGGUUAUGCUUACAAUAACUGUUGGACUUAAUGGAGCUCACUAUGUUGGGUUUCUGAUUUCUCAUAUUGACUUAUCGCCAAACUUCGCUAGUACCUUGAUGGGUAUCACAAAUGGCUGCGGAAACAUAUUCUCUAUAAUGGCACCUUUAAGUGUGUCAGUCGUUGUCUCGGAUGAGAAAAGUGCAGCUGACUGGAGGAAAGUGUUCUUUAUAUCUAUAGCCUUUUAUUUUCUCAGCAAUCUCUUUUUUAUUCUCUUUAUGUCUGGGAAUGUUCAAGAUUGGAAUGAACCACAAAGCAAAAACACUAUCGAGGAAGGAGAGAAAAAAUCUAAAAAGGAGAAAACUGGAGAACACAAGUUUUAAAAUAAUUUUAAAUCACUUCACACGAAGCGGACUAGUCAUAGUAAUUAAACAAGCAAUUUGCUUCAACAUGCUUGACAGUUUUGUGAUAUAAACACUUUACUUAUAUGUGAUAGUGCAGUAAAUUAUGUUUUUAUGCAGUUGGAAUUUAGUUUGAUAGACUCAUCUGGAUGAUAUCAUGACAGGAGGUCCUUUUGUCAUAAAAAUAUUAAGUUCAACAGGAAAUAUACCUAACGUAAUAUUAUAUGAGAAGAGAUAUUAAGUUUAAGGAGACGAUUAAAUGUGUACUACUUAAUAGUAAAUGAGAUACAAACAAAGCCUCGCAUUCUCGUGUGACAUUCUUAUUAAUUAGUGUUUUUAUUUAAAGAAGCCUUUAAAUUUGUUUAGAUAACAUAUGAAUUCAAAUUGUUUUAUAAUUUUUUUAACGGAUGCGUGUUUAUAGUUAUAAUAAAUAAAUAUUUAUUUUUGUAACACAUAGUGAAGAAUACCAAAGCUUACGAUGUUAAAUAAUAAGAUACUCCAUUUACACUUAUUAAAUAAAUGUAGGAAAAAUCUUCAGAUUUAUCUAAAACUCUUUCAUAAUAAUAGUGCCGCAAAUUUUCUUUUCGCAACGCAAUAUAAGUUAUAAUAAAAGUCACAUCACUUUCUUGCAUUUUUGUAUUCUCUGUUAGAAUCUAUUUAACUAGAAAAUUGUUAAUCAAAAUAUUAAGUUUAAACUAGUUACAUCUAGAUGUUAAUCAAUCAAUGGACCCUCGGCUGGCUGGUGAUUGAGUUAUGACUUAUGAUGACAUUUAAAUUGUUUUCAUUUAUAAUAUUACCAGAUUAUCGCAAAUUGUUAUUCUUCAUAGUUUUAAGUGUAAUAUAUUAAAAUGACAUCUUUGUAUGGUAAUAUGAAAUAUAAAUUAAUUUAUUGUGAGUGCAAUAAAGACAGUUUUAUAAAAGAACUAUUAAAA
Messenger RNA from Danaus plexippus (monarch butterfly), 2555 nucleotides. RefSeq names its product putative inorganic phosphate cotransporter. NCBI's taxonomy places the organism in Eukaryota, Metazoa, Arthropoda, Insecta, Lepidoptera, Nymphalidae. The transcript is spliced from 11 exons. The record is from RefSeq and is a predicted model, not a curated record. Gene Ontology annotation, biological process: monoatomic anion transport; transmembrane transport. Gene Ontology annotation, molecular function: transmembrane transporter activity. The coding region runs from base 178 to 1605 and encodes 475 amino acids. Gene Ontology annotation, cellular component: plasma membrane.